Messenger RNA from Trypanosoma brucei brucei TREU927, 777 nucleotides. Its product is annotated as cytochrome c1, heme protein, mitochondrial precursor. Bases 1 to 777 code for a protein of 258 amino acids. NCBI's taxonomy places the organism in Eukaryota, Euglenozoa, Kinetoplastea, Trypanosomatida, Trypanosomatidae. The record is from RefSeq and is a predicted model, not a curated record. Gene Ontology annotation, biological process: mitochondrial electron transport, ubiquinol to cytochrome c. Gene Ontology annotation, molecular function: electron transfer activity; heme binding. The transcript has a single exon.
AUGGCAGGUAAGAAAGCUCACCCCAUCAAAAGGGAUUGGUACUGGAAUCACAACGAUCGCUUUGAGAUCUGGCACAGCUUGGAUUGGCCCUCCGUACGACGUGGCCGCCAAAUAUACACUGAAGUGUUCGCACCGUGUCACCCCCUGGGUCGCAUGACUUUCACGCACUUUCAAGGCUUCAUGACACGUGAAGAGAUCAAACAGUUGGCCUCGCAGUAUGAAGUGGUUGAUUCAGCUCCGGAUGCACAGGGAAUGUUGAACCCACGACCUGGCAAACCGACAGACACGCUUCCCAUUCCGUUUCCGAACCAGCGCGCGGCGCAGUUUGCCAACAAUGGCUCUGAGCCGCCGGAUCUUCAACAUUCGGUGUUUGGCAAGGAGGGGGGUCCGGAUUACAUCUUUUCUCUCAUCACAGGCUACAACUGGGGCAACGGUGAGUUGAUGGAAAUCCCCCCUUUUGCGCCUGAGUUGAAACCUGGCCAGUUCUGGAACCCGUACUUUAAGGACUGCGUCCUCUCUAUGCCGCCCCCGCUCUCUGACGGGAUGGUGGAUUAUGAGGAUGGCACGCCCGCAACGAUAAGUCAAAUGGCGAAGGACGUCGUCAACUUCCUUCGGUGGUCUGCUGAGUCGGAGUACGACGACCGUCGCGUUAUGUUUUGGAAGUGUUUCACUACACUGGGUCUGGUGAACUGCAUUCUGCUACAUUACUGCCAGAAGAACACAAACUGGCGCAUUUACGGACGGACAACCUUCCGCUACUGGAAGAAGACAUGGUAA